ACGAUUCUCACUUCCUCGAGUCGAUUUCUUUCUUUUCAAUGAUCAUGGCUGCACUCAAGUAGAUAGAGCCAGCCAUGUUUGCUAAUAAUGAAACCCAAAGGUUAGCGAGUAGCUGUUUAUUAUUUGCAUCGUUUUUACCAACAUAAACGACAUAUUUAGUCAAUCAAGAAGAUUCAAUAUAUUGCUGUCUUUGGAUAUCGAGGAUUAUAAGAUGGAGGCGAAUAAUCAUUUUAACUUUGGCAGCCAUCCAGCUGUUCCGACAAACUCAGGGUCUAAGCCUUCCUCAGGAGAUUCUCACUAUUCUAACGGGUCCUCCAUAAGCCUCCCACAGCCUGGGAAAAAUAUGAAGAGUGAGGUGAAUGUUAAUGGCAUCACUACUGUAAAGGGACCCAGCCAGCCCCACCCCCUUCCUUCCACACCGUACACUGUGAUUGGUCAUCGCCGCCACCACAGCGAACUGGAAUACGAUUAUCUGUGGGGCCAGCAGCAGUACAGUCCGCCAAUGGGCAUCGACCCCGGAGCCACCCUGCAGCAGCAGGAACACAGAAAAUCUGAGCCAAACGGUGGGCUGGCGGCCUCCUGCCCACCUAACGUUACUGUGGGGAAGGGCGGGUACUGGAACCAGGGUAUCCCUGGCCAGCAGCAUGGCACUUCCCCUAACCUCUUGGAGUACAGCUCACACAGGGCCUUCCAGAGUCAUCCUCAGCUCAGCGAAGCACCCCAAAAGGGCCACGACAACCUACAGUCACAGCAGCAUCAUCUGAAACACAAACACCCCCCAUCACAACAGCUAGCAUCCAAGCAAAACCAACAGCAACCAUCCCAACAAAAUCAACAGCAACCAUUUCAACAUCAUCAACAGCAACCAUCUCAACAACACCAACAGCAAACAUCCCAGCAACACCAACAGCAAGUAUCCCAACAACAACACCAGCACCAACCAUCCCUACAGCAACAACACCAAACAUCACAAUGGCAACAUCAACAUCAGCCAUCCCAACAACAACACCACCAAUCAUCACCUCAGCAACAACACCAGCACCAACCAUCCAAGCAACACCAGCAGCAGCAUCCUUAUGGGAUGAUGUUCAGUGGGAUCUCCUGCUUCCACCAGCUGGCGCCUCACCACUCGCACCCUCCGGCUCAGGUGAUGCCCCCAUUUUCAGAGAGCUGCGCCCCCCAAAGCAGUGGCCCUCGACAACACAACCUGGGCCAGAGAGGGUCUGCCAGCCACCUGUCCGUGCAGAGCUCACCUGCUGCUCUGGAGAACAGCACUCCCCAGGACAACAGUGAUACAGCGACGCUUGCAUUCAACCACAGUAAUGGGCACAUGAAUGAGGGGGGCAAUGAGGCGGACAGCCGUUCCGGUGACAGCGAGCAGUUUUCUGUCACCCAGCGGCUCCCCAAGAAUGAAGGGCUUCCUAUUCCUCAACCCACCUCUCUCUGCCACUCGCAAGUUCGGCACACCUUUGUGGACAAUGGCGGAGGCCCCACGAGCCAGUGGCAGCUGUCGAGGGACCCGCCAUGUGCUUUUCCUUCACCCGCUGAAAUGGGAUCUAGGCGCAAUGCUCCAAAUCAGCAGGGAUCUGCUGCGGAGUCAGACUCUUCCUUAGCAAUGGUAGGGCCUUCCCUUACACCUGGUGGUCAACAGGAGGUGUCCAACAUGAACAUGGGCAGGGAGGUGGAAGCCAGCACCCCCCUGUUCCACUCUGGGGUCGCAGGUCUGGCGGAAACCCAAAAUGGUCCUAUGGUAUCCUCAGGGAACAAAACCCCAGAGCACCCUCCCUGCAUCCCCCAAAACAGCAGGUACCCAGACCACUCCCUUGGGAGCCUCUUCAAGAACCAGGAAACUGCAAACGGAAUCUUCACUGCCAAAGAUUCUGACGAAAGUGCUUCACACCUGGAGGAGACCCUUAGUGAAGAUUCUAAGUUGGAGGAGCUGGAGGAAGAGGAUGUACAGGAUACCCCAGGCUUGGUUGAGAGCGCAGCAGUGGGGGUUUGGAUGGAGGAAAGGCAGAAGGUUCCGUGUGACUCUCCAGCCUCCAGCGCUGGAGCCUGUGCAGAGGAAGACCGUGCCUUCCAGGCCCCUAAUAGUCAUGAUUCACUGUGUGAAAAGGAGAGGAAAGAUGACACAGAGGAUGGGUCUGAAUCUCUGGACCCCUCUGAAGAUGAAACUUCUGCUCCCAGCCUGUCUGCUGCCCCGCCCACAUCUUCACCCGCGUCCUCUCCCUCCAACUGCCAAGACCCAUUCUGCUCCCACCCUUACCCCCCCUCCCCCUCCCCGCUGCCCGCCAGACCCAAGGCCAAGAGGGCAAAGAAAGCACCAAAAAUACCCAAAAUGGAGGAGAAAAUUGAAGACCACUAUAGUGAAGAGGAAGAGGUGUCCAUCUCCAAUGGCCCAAGGAGGAGGAUAGCCACUGAGGAACAAGUGAAUUUCCCACUGCAGCAUGGGUGGAGACGGGAAGUCCGGGUGCGCAGGUGUAUGAAUCGGCUGAAGGGAGAGACCUGGUACUACAGUCCAUGUGGCAGGAGGAUGAAGCAGUUUCCUGAAGUCAUCAAGUAUCUGAAACGGCAGCGAGGUGGCGCCGUCUCCAGGGAGCACUUCAGCUUCAGCCCUCGCAUGCCCGUGGGCGAUUUCUAUGAAGAGCGGGAAACCGCCGAGGGCACGCAGUGGCUCCCCCUAGCCGACGAGGAGGUGCCCUCCAUAAUCAUGGCCAUCACCGGGAGGCGUGGCCGCCCCCCGAACCCUGACAGGGAGAGGUCCCGGCCCCGGCCCCGCGCCCGCCGCACCCUGGGCGGCCCCGGCAGACGCCCGGGGAGGCCCCACGGCGCCAGAAUGAUGGAUCUGCUGAGGAAGGUGGACGCCAGGCUGCUGCAGAAGCUCGAGGAUCGCGAAAUUCUCAGUGAAGAAGAGAAGGAGAAACUGAAGAAAAUCAGGAGGAAAAUGAAUAGCAAGACCGGGAACAAAAGAAAGGAAACAAAAAUUUGGAAAAUGCGGCAGGAGAGAAGGAGGGUUAAGCUGGUGAAGGCCACAAGCACCGAUCAGGAGUGGGAGGAGCACGGUGCGACCAGUCCUCGGCCCCUGGAGCGGAGGGAGGGGGCAGCUGCGGAGGCAGGCGAGGACACCCCCACCCGGGAGAAGCGGGCGGGCUCGGGGCGGAGCGAUGCGAAGAUGCUGGCCAGGGCGAGGGCGGAGAAGGAGGCCCAGGCUCACGCCGCGGAGGUGGCCAGGAGGCAGGCGGAGCGGAGGGCGCAGGUGCAGAGGCACCUGGAGGAGCGGCGCAGGCAGCAGUUCUUCCUGGAGGAGCUGAAGAAGCCCACGGAGGACAUGUGCCUCGCCGAUCACCAGCCGCUGCCUGAGCUGCCCUGUGUGCCGGGUCUGGUGCUCUCGGGCCGCGCCUUCGCGCACUGCCUCCAGGUGGUGGAGUUCCUGCACAGCUACGGGAAGGUGCUGGCCCUCCAGCUGUCCCACGACGUGCCCAGCCUGGCCACCCUGCAGGAGGGUCUCCUGGGCCUGGAGGGCAGUGAGGGCGAGCUCCUGGAUCUGCUGGUGCAGCUAGUGCAGGCUGCGCUCCAUGACCCGGGCCUGCCCUCCAGCUACCAGUCGGUGAAGAUUCUCGGGGAGAGGUUGGGGGACGUGGAGCUGAACCCCAGCAGCGUGUCAGAGGGGCUGCGGAUCUUUCUGGAGUCGCGUGGUUUCGAGCCGGCCGCGUGCGCCAGCCUGUGCACCAGGCCUUUCCAGGCUCACAGCCCCGACGCUAAAGCCGCCAUGCUGGCCUUCCUGGUGGGGGAGCUCAACGACAGCGGCAUCGUCACCAAGGAAUUAGAUAGCACACUGGAGAAAAUGGCUACCUACAGGAAGAACAAGUGGAUUAUCGAAGGAAAGCUACGCAAGCUGAAGGCAGCACUCGCACAGGAGCCAUGUCUGGAGGGGCAGAGUAGGACCUCCAGGACAGAGGAGACUCUGGAGGAAAGCCUGGAGAGGAGCAGCCACUGCACCGACAAAGAGGAGGCCCAGCUCGGACAGGGUCAGAGUACUUCCUGUGGCAGCGUCCCUGACCUUGAACGGCAGAUCGAUAAGCUGACCAAGCGGCAGGUGUUUUUCCGUAAGAAGCUGCUGCAGGCGUCCCAUUCCCUGCGCGCGGGCUUCCUGGGAGAGGACCGGUACCGGCGCCGGUACUGGGCCCUGCCGCGCGUCGGCGCCAUCCUGGUGGAGGGGUCCGAGGAGAUCUUAGGUUGCCAGGGAGACGUGUUUGUGUCCGACGAAGCUGUUCCAGAUCUUGCUCCCGUUAAGAAGGAACCCAAACCUGAGCCUCAGCCGACCCCGGCCCCACCCCCGCCUCCAGUCCCUCCCCCCGCGGAGGCGGACCCUCUGCCUGGCAUCGCAUCCCUCAUGUCCCGCCCCAGUGGGCGGGGCCGGCCGCGAAAAAUCAAACCCGAGGUGGAGCUGCAUCUGAGGACCGCCAAGAGCCGCCGCCAUCGCCGUAGCAGCAAGGCGGGCCGGGAGGAGGAGGGGGGCGGGGCUUACCCCCAGCACGGGAACGGUGUGAAGGAGGAGGCGGAGAGUCUGCUUCCCAAAACCCCCGCCCUACCCUCCAGUGACUCCCCCCUGUCCCCUGCUGCUCCUGAUUGUCAUGCCACUUCACUUUUCCCGUUCAACCAGCUGUGCUCCCCUCAGGUGUGCUCCACCCCCCUCCCAAGACCGGGCAGGAGGAGGGGGGGCGGUGCCGUCGGCCCCCACGGCACCCCCAGGCGCCGUGGCCGCCCCCCCUCCUCGCUCCUGCGGCAGGUGGAGCAGCAGUACCUCUCUCAGCUGGACGCCAGGCCCAUUCCCACAGGGAUGGCACGCGGCUGGUGGUGGGUGAGGGGCCCCGAGGAGCUGGCGGCCCUGCUGAAGGCCCUGCACCCGCGGGGCAUCAGAGAGAAGGCCCUGCACAAACACCUGAGCAAGCACGGCGAGUACCUGGCUGAGCUCUGCGCCCGGGCGCCCUGCGAUCCCAUGUUCCAGGAGGAAACUGCGACGGGCAGGGUGUCGCAGGCCCUGGCCGAGGCGUGGGAUGGGGAGCACAGGACCAUGGAGGCAGACCUCGGCGUGCUGCAGUGGGUGGAGGACCUGGAGAAGAGGGUCCUGGCGGCCCAACUGCAUGCAAAGGACUGGGCCUUGCCGGAGCCGGACUCCACGCGGGAGGACCUGCGGUACCACGAGCACGCGCUGGACCUGCAGGACGACUGGGUGUUGAAGCCCAGGAGGGAGCGGUGCGCGCUCCCGCGGCUGCCCUCCAACCCCCUGGACCUGGCCGUGCUGCGGCUGGGCCGGCUGGAGCGCUGCAUCCAGCGCCGCUGCCUGAGGGAGCCGCUCUGGAGCCUGGGGGAGGUGGUGCGGCUCGCCCCCCUCGAACCGCCCGCUGGGGAGGCCGUCCCGGAGGACUUGGAGAGUGUUGAGAGUGAGAUCACCCUGCGUUUGCGGGCGUGGCGCCAAGCCCUGGAUCGCUGUAGCAGCUCCGCCCAGCUCUCCCUGUGUUUAAUGCAGUUGGAACAUGCCAUUGCCUGGGAAACGGUGAGUCCCGCCCACUCCCUCUCCCUUGCAUUCCUGCCCCCGCCCUCACCCUCUCACCUCCACAUCUCACUCACCCAAUCCACCCCCCCCCCCCCGCCUUUCUGUCCCCAGGCUAAUGGUGAGCAACGUCAUCCUGCAAAGCAGAAGUCCUGGGCACGCAAGAGGUACCCGGGGGGGCAUGAGCCGGGCAGCUCGGACGAGGAGAACCCCCCCAGGAGGGGAGGCGCGGGCGGAGGUGGGCCGCGCAGGGACGACGCGGGAUUCUCCUCCUCCCCUUAUUCCCGUUUCUCAGGGGACAGCUGCUCUCCCGCCAAACGCCGUCGCGUGACCACCCGCAACCAACCGGACCUCACCUACUGCGAGAUCAUCCUGAUGGAGAUGGAGGCCCACGGUGAUGCCUGGCCUUUCCUGGAGCCCGUCAACCCCCGGCUGGUCCCCGGUUACCGCCGGGUCAUCAAGAACCCCAUGGACUUCCUCACCAUGCGAGAGCGGCUACUGCAGGGAGAGUAUCGCAGCUGUGAGGAGUUUGCAGCCGACGCUCGGCUGGUCUUCGACAACUGCGAGCUCUUCAACGAGGACACGUCGGAGGUGGGCGUGGCCGGCCACUCCAUGAGGCGCUUCUUCGAGAGCCGCUGGGCCGAGUUCUACCAGGACAAAGGCCAGUAGCAGGGCCCCCUGGACCCAGGGCUGAGGGCCUGGUCCCCCCCGGGGGAUGGCCUCUUGUGGAACCUCUGGAUCUCUCAUCUCCCACCAUUUUGCGGAUGUUCCUCAUUACCAUCAGAUCUGCUACUGGAGCCCAACCGCAUCUUUAUAAAUUCCAGUCUAACCAUGCUAAAUCAGGGAUUAUAUUCAGGGUUAUGUAUUUUUCUGUGAUUUGGUCGCACUGCUGAUGAAUCCACGGCACUGAACAGUAGCAAUGUUCGAAACCAAAAAGUGAGCUCAGCUUCAGUCAGAAAAUGGCUGCCUGUCAUACUGGGUCCACGUCAGUGCCUUCUACUGAAAAUACAAUGCUGUGGUCUUAAAGGCUAGAAGCAUUUUGUGUGUGUGUAUGCGUGCGUGUGCAUACCAACAUAUUGUACAUUGACUGGCUGAGAUUUCUAGUAGCAAUGGGUCAUAAUGAACAUGCACAUAUCAAAUAAUAGGGAUUCUUUAAAUGUCUGGUGGAACAGAAAUUAUUUGCUAAUUUUCAGUGAGUCAGACAACUCAAUUCUGUGACAUUGAGAUGCUGCUUUAUCUAGAAUGUUCUCAUUAUCAGCUUGGAAGAGAUUGUUCUCUCUCCGUCUUCUGGGUUGUUUGCAAGAUGGAUGUUGGUGAUCAUACUAGCAGGUAUUUAAUUCCUCUGCUUUUUUCCCCAGUAGCUCCUGUAGGCUCGAGGUCUUGUACCAGUUUGUUUAUAUAUAUUCACAGAAAAUGUUUUCUGUGCUUUAGAGGCAUUUGUUUUUAAAGCUGCUGCUGGGGAUUGGUUGACUGCAUUUGUACACUGACAGUUGGCGUUCCUGUUCAGUCGAUAUUUAGUUUUGAAUGCUUGUUCGCUCAGUGGGCCCCCGGCUGCAUUUCCUGUGAGGUUUAGUAAUAUGCCCGCCCCCCUCGAUUUUAUUAUGUUUCAACACUAACAGGACCUGCUGCUUCGGCAGUGCUUUCCUGAAGUAAAAUAAAUGCCUUUAAUCUGCGGCAUUCAAAUUUAGUUAAUUUCCAUUUCAAAAGCUGGCGGUCCCUGGCACAGGCUCACAGUUUCGCCGCUGCUGUUGGCUGAGGUGACGGUGCGUCGGUGCGAGGCUAUCUGUUGGACAGUACCCGUAAUGGCCAGCAGGGGGGAGGGGGGGGGCACGCAGGCAGUGUGGGGACCUGAGGGCUGCUGCCUGAGCGUGCGGAGAGCCGUAGCGUGGCUCAGAAGAGCUCCUCUGGGUCCCUUAGCGUUUCCUUCGUUUCGCUCUGCUCUGUAGUAACAGACGAAGGUGGCUUCUGCUUGUCCUCAUUCAGAUCUGUGCUGUUUAUUUUUUUUAUUCCAUGUAUUUUUUUUUUGUUCUUUCCCCCAGAAUACACUGCAAACCUGCACUGGUUUAUCAAGGUUUGUGGAAGAACCUGAAAGGAAAGACAUAGCUCUGCAGUUUACUGACUGUUUAAACGUCUGUUCUUACACUGGUUAAAAAAAUACUGAUGUGUUGUUUGUAACUCUAAAGCAGGGCUUUCCAAUCCUAUCGGAGAAGGCCGGUGUGUGUGCUGGUGUUUUUUGUUUAACCUAGCACUACAACACCUGAUUCAACUAAUUAACCAAUCAUGGCAUUCAAUCAAGACCCCUAGUAGAACCAGGUGUGUUGGUGCUGGGAUAUAGCUAAAGCCCACACACCCACGCCGGCCCUUUUUGGAUAAGGUUGGGCACCCCUGCUCUAAAGGGACAAUUUUUUUAUGAAAACCAAAAUGUGGUCUUUUGGUGAUUUUAAUAAUGUACUAUUUUAUCAUUAGAUGCAUUCCAUUCUAUUUUUUUAGGACCAGUAUCAUUUUUAUGAGGUAUUAAAAACAUGUUAUAUUGAGUUGCUGGAUGCCCCAUCUGGUUAAGGCACUGUUCUUAUUCUAGUUCAUGGAUGGGCCCCACCGUCUGGGAUCAAAUCCAGACCCUGGCAGUGUGAACUGUGGCUAGUAGCCAUGCGGGGUAGCUCAUCAUUGGCGUUAGAGGUGCCCUUUGUGAGGGAGGGUUCAGUUGGUAUGCAUCUCAUUGUUCUCUACUGACCCCUGCUGGUUGAUUGGGUGCCUGCAGGUGAAGUGUGUUCAUCUGACUCGUACCUGCAUAAACCCGACUGCUCGUCUGCACUCUCCCUGCUCGAUAGCGGAGGACCCAAUAAUGAGCGCUCGUUUAUGGUGGGCCUUUCCAAAUUUGGGGGAAAAACAUAGACGAAUGUGAUAUAACACCUCUGCAUUUGUAGAACAUUGUAUCGAUGGAACUCUUGUGCAUCUGCGAGUGUUAUACGAUUGUGAGGUAACAUCUGUGCUUUUGCGGAACGUUAUACCAAUGUUGCGUAACACCUGUGCAUUUGUAGAACGUAUUACGGAUGUACAUGUGCAUUUGUAGAACACGUAUGGAUGUAACACCUGUGCAUUUGUAGAACAUGUAUGGAUGUAACACCUGUGCAUUUGUAGAACAUGUAUGGAUGUAACACCUGUGCAUUUGUAGAAUGUACUGUGAGGAAAAUAAAGUGUGUCUAGUUA
Messenger RNA from Anguilla rostrata (American eel), 8761 nucleotides. Its product is annotated as bromodomain adjacent to zinc finger domain protein 2A-like. The transcript has 27 exons. The record is from RefSeq and is a predicted model, not a curated record. Bases 212 to 6223 code for a protein of 2003 amino acids. Gene Ontology annotation, cellular component: rDNA heterochromatin. Gene Ontology annotation, molecular function: protein binding; DNA binding. Lineage: Eukaryota; Metazoa; Chordata; Actinopteri; Anguilliformes; Anguillidae.